AUGUUACGCCAACCAGAACCCCUGCCGCUGAACCUGACCCCAGGUCUAGAGUACAUCUACUACGAUGCGGCGAACGGAUCCAUGAAGUUGCAUCCCACCCCUGCCACCUGGAGCGAAGCUCGACUGAAGUGCUUUGAUGAAGGUGCGGAACUGGCGUCCCCAGAGAACGCAGCCUUAUUGGCGACCAUGAGCAGAGUACUCCUGACGAGCAGGCAGCCACUGCUGCACGUGUUCACCGGCAUCAACGACUUGUAUUCCAAAGGGUUCUUCACUUCUCUGAAAGGCAUCCCGUUGAAAAAGAUGGCAGCGACAUGGGCACCCCGGGAGCCAGACAACGUGAACCACUUCGGCAACUGUCUGAUCAUGCAGCGCAGCGGGCCGCUCCUGGACAGCAAGUGCGACGACAUGUACCCUUACAUCUGCUACAAGAGACAGCCGCCCAGCCAGGUGGAGUUCUGCGGGACUACGGAUACAGCGCAGCGGGCCGCUCCUGGACAGCAAGUGCGACGACAUGUACCCUUACAUCUGCUACAAGAGACAGCAACCCAGCCAGCUGAGUCUCUGCGGGACUACGGAUACAGGUACGUCAGCCCAGCGAGGGUGUACUUCGGCAACUGUCUGAUCACGCAGCGCAGCGGGCCGCUCCUGGACAGCAAGUGCGACGACAUAUACCCUUACAUCAGCUACAAGAGACAGCCGCCCAGCCAGCUGAGUCUCUGCGGGACUACGGAUACAGAAUACGUCUACGACAAACUCACUAAGACCUGUCACAAGAUCCACUCCCAAUUCGUAUCGUGGCAAGUGGCGUACGCCACGUGCGCCACCGAGGGCGGGCACCUGGCGAUCGUGAACAGCGAGUACGAGGCCAAGACCCUGGCCCGGCUGAUCAAAUCCGAGUGGAUCUGGGCUCACAUUGGGUUCAGUUACUGGAGGAAGGACUUGUGGGUGACUGUUCAUGGUGAAACGCUGGCUGAGGCUGGCUACGAAGCUUGGGCCCCCGGCGAGCCCAACGACUGGAAUGAGGAGCGUUGCGGGAGCCUCGCCGCCGACGUUAACACUCUAGUAGACAUCGACUGUCUGGACCACGCGCGGCCUUUUAUUUGUGAAAUAUCCAACUCUAUGUAAUAGCAGGCGUUGCUC
Cydia splendana is the source of this 1140-nucleotide messenger RNA. RefSeq lists its product as uncharacterized. The transcript has 7 exons. The coding region runs from base 1 to 1125 and encodes 374 amino acids. The record is from RefSeq and is a predicted model, not a curated record. NCBI's taxonomy places the organism in Eukaryota, Metazoa, Arthropoda, Insecta, Lepidoptera, Tortricidae.